GGAAAAAACAGUGAUUGCACAUCUGUCAAAGGGAGAAGCACACAUUAGGCGAGCAUGGGGGGACUCUCUUGAAUUGGAAUGGUUUCCUUCCCAAUCAAUAUAACCUGUGCCAUUUUAGGAUUGGCCACGGUUCCUCCAUUGGUGAGGGGUUCGGGGAGGGGCGUCCUGUCCGGACGGGAAUGGCGGCUGGGUUGGCUAUGCGUCUGGGGCGCGCGAGGGAUGGGGGUUUAACAGAAUAAUAUCCAAUAAUAAUUAUUUUUUCGGUUCCUGGACGUCUUCUCCGUGGCGACAUGGAUUUAAAAGAUACGUUCUGUCAAGGAGUGAAAACAGAGGAGAUGACCAUCUCCUUGCCGGGACCAGAUGUGACCACUGUGAAGAUAAGAGUAUCCCAGAAGGACCCUGACAUGGACUCUAUCAGCAAGGGUGUGCAAUACCAGGGUUCAGGGCCUGUCAUUACCAGCCCCAAGUACUGCCCAGGUGUCAACAACAACGGGGGGUACCUGUGUGAGAGCGGACACUGCUGUGGCGAGACCGGCUGCUGCACCUACUACUACGAGCUCUGGUGGUUCUGGCUGCUCUGGACCGUCCUGAUCCUGUUCAGCUGCUGCUGUGCGUACCGGCACCGGCGGGCCAAGCUCAGGAUCCAACAGCAACAGAGGCAGAGGGAGAUCAACCUCAUCGCCUACCACGGGGCAUGCAACUACCCCACCUCCAUGCUGGACCUCAGUUUCCUGGCCUCGCUUAAGCUCCCAUCCUAUGAGGAGGUUGCCGCCCGGCCCAACACGCCGCCUCCCCCGUACAGCACCGUCUUCGCCCUGCAGGGGGGCAGCCAGUACGCCCACGCGGGCCCCAGCGGCCUGGCCUCCUCUCCCAGCUCCGACAACUACACCAGCUGCUCCUGCGAGUCCUGCUCCGCCACCUCCCCCUGCAGCACCUCCUUCUCCGUGCAGGUGACCGACGAGACCGACACCAGCAACGCCACCACACCCAGCGAGGCGGGAGACUCCCGGCCGCCCAGCGCCACCGACGCCCCCACUACCGCCACGCCUGUCCCCUCCCCCCUCGCCCCACCCCCGCCCCUACCCACACCCCCGCUCCCCCUCGCCGACCCCCUGGGGGCGCUGGCGGAACAGACGGAGGAGGAGGAGGCCCCCCCGGGGGCGGAGCCAGCGGAGGAGCAGCCGUCCCCGAAGCCCGCCCAGUCUCCACCCAAACACGCCCUCUUCUCCUCCAACGUGGACUUCUUCGAGCCGGAUGGCCACGCUUCCGAGGGCGAGGCCGAGGACGAGGACGCCGACGAGAACCACUUCCGCCACCGCCGGCUGACGGGCGACUCUGGCAUCGAGGUCUGCCGCUGCCAGGUGGAGAGCGAGGAGGAGGAGGAGGAGGAAGCAGCCCAGUCGCAGACCCCGCCUGAGGGCUGCGCCAGCCUCUGCAGCUCCGCCCCCAUCCUGCAGAGGGGCGGGGACACCGUCAUCACCGUGGAGACCGUGUGA
Molecule: messenger RNA, 1496 nt
Organism: Megalops cyprinoides (Indo-Pacific tarpon)
Lineage: Eukaryota; Metazoa; Chordata; Actinopteri; Elopiformes; Megalopidae
Product: WW domain-binding protein 1-like
Exons: 7
Coding region: 291-1496 (401 amino acids)
Source: RefSeq, a predicted model, not a curated record